AUGCUUGAAAAUGAUGAGGGUACCGAAAAUGCUGCUAUCGAAGACCUGCUUCGCCGUUUGUACACUGCCAAACAGCCAUUGAUCAUCGUGGACGGGUUCGCGCCUAGAUAUGGCAUCAGGGAGGAAGCGGACGAACUAGCCCGCCUAAUCAGGUUCCCAACCUCAACGACCCCCUUUGGAAAAGGAAUCGUGAACGAAACGUACCCCAACUUCCACGGCGUAUACGCAAGCGCCGCAGGCAAACAAGUAUACAUGCCAUGGGUAAACUCAUGCGAUCUAAUCGUGCGAAUCGCGCCCCUCAACGCCGACACAAACACCUACGGCUACAAAACCCUAACCAACCGCAACGUCACCAUCGAUAUCGGCCAGAAUUCAGUUGAAAUCUGCGGCGCCUACCGCGAUCUCAACAACAAGAGUGUUUCUCCGCAAGUUACUGUCCCGUCUGGAUACCUCCAGACUACCACGCCUAGACUUAUAGCCGGAUCUAGGAAACAUGCUGCAAAUUCGAGACAAACUGCCCGUCCCAGACAAAUGCUCCCAUCGAUCAGGAUACCUCCUGGCUGCGGGUCUCGCACUUCUUCCGCCCCGGCGACACCGUCAUGA
Aspergillus chevalieri is the source of this 603-nucleotide messenger RNA. RefSeq lists its product as uncharacterized. Bases 1 to 603 code for a protein of 200 amino acids. NCBI's taxonomy places the organism in Eukaryota, Fungi, Ascomycota, Eurotiomycetes, Eurotiales, Aspergillaceae. Gene Ontology annotation, molecular function: magnesium ion binding; thiamine pyrophosphate binding; carboxy-lyase activity. The transcript has a single exon. The record is from RefSeq and is a predicted model, not a curated record.